CCCGCGCCGGCUCGGAUUGGCCCCGCCGGCGGCCCGUCCCGCGUCGCGCUGCGGCCCGUCGGCGCGACGCCGCCUCCUUAGUCGGCAUCGGAGGAAGAUGGACGCAGCUACUCUGACCUAUGACACUCUUCGAUUUGCCGAGUUUGAAGAUUUCCCAGAAACCUCAGAACCUGUUUGGAUCCUGGGUAGGAAAUACAGCAUUUUCACAGAAAAGGAUGAGAUCUUGUCUGAUGUGGCGUCAAGACUUUGGUUUACAUACAGGAAAAACUUCCCGGCCAUUGGGGGCACGGGCCCCACCUCGGAUACCGGCUGGGGCUGCAUGCUGCGCUGUGGACAGAUGAUCUUUGCCCAAGCUCUAGUGUGCCGGCAUCUGGGCCGAGACUGGAGGUGGACGCAGCAGCGGCGACAGCCGGACAGCUAUUUCAGCGUGCUCAAUGCCUUCAUCGACAGAAAGGACAGCUACUACUCGAUCCACCAGAUAGCGCAAAUGGGAGUCGGCGAGGGCAAAUCCAUUGGGCAGUGGUACGGGCCCAACACAGUAGCCCAGGUCCUGAAGAAACUUGCCGUCUUUGACACGUGGAGCGCCUUGGCUGUCCACAUCGCCAUGGACAACACAGUGGUGAUGGAGGACAUCAGAAGACUCUGCAGAGCCAGUGGUCCCUGUGCGGGCGCGGCCGCCUUCCCCACAGAUGCGGACAGGCACUGUAAUGGACUCCCUGCUGGAGCCGAGCUCGCCAACAGGCCAGCAUCCUGGAGACCCCUGGUGCUUCUCAUACCACUGCGGCUGGGGCUCACUGACAUCAAUGAGGCCUAUGUGGAGACACUGAAGCACUGUUUCAUGAUGCCCCAGUCUCUUGGGGUGAUCGGAGGGAAGCCUAACAGUGCCCACUACUUCAUCGGCUACGUGGGUGAGGAGCUCAUUUACCUGGACCCCCACACGACACAGCCGGCGGUGGAGCUGACUGGCAGCUGCUUCAUCCCAGAUGAGAGCUUCCACUGCCAGCAUCCUCCAAGCAGGAUGAGCAUCGCAGAGCUUGACCCGUCCAUCGCUGUGGGCUUCUUCUGUAAGACAGAAGGUGACUUCGACGACUGGUGCCAGCAGGUCAGAAAGCUGUCCCAGCUUGGAGGUGCCUUGCCCAUGUUUGAGCUGGUGGAGCAGCAGCCUUCUCACCUGGCCUGCCCUGACGUCUUGAACCUGUCCUUAGAUUCUUCAGAUGUAGAGCGACUGGAAAGAUUCUUUGACUCAGAAGAUGAAGACUUUGAAAUCUUGUCCCUUUGAGAGUCCUGCAGCUGGGAUGGUCUCUGCUGGCCCUCACUGGGGUGCCCUCGAGAGCCAGCCUUGCCUUGGGGUCCUCAGGGCCACUGCAUCUCAUCCAUCCAGCCCGCCCAGUGCGGAGGCCCAUCCUGGAGGAGAGGGACCGCUCAGCCCAGCCCAGGGUGCAAACGCGGAGCCCAGCCCGGGGCUCACCCUUGCAGCCUGCAUCAUGCCGCUCCACCCUGCUGCUUUCUGGGUUUGCUUGGGGAUUAAAGUCCUGUUUGAAGUCGCUCCA
Molecule: messenger RNA, 1550 nt
Organism: Sorex araneus (European shrew)
Lineage: Eukaryota; Metazoa; Chordata; Mammalia; Eulipotyphla; Soricidae
Gene: ATG4B
Product: autophagy related 4B cysteine peptidase
Exons: 13
Coding region: 98-1279 (393 amino acids)
Molecular function (GO): protein-phosphatidylethanolamide deconjugating activity
Source: RefSeq, a predicted model, not a curated record